This is a messenger RNA of Babjeviella inositovora NRRL Y-12698, 953 nucleotides long. RefSeq lists its product as uncharacterized. The record is from RefSeq and is a predicted model, not a curated record. NCBI's taxonomy places the organism in Eukaryota, Fungi, Ascomycota, Pichiomycetes, Serinales. The transcript has a single exon. Bases 151 to 729 code for a protein of 192 amino acids.
GGGGGGAAAUGGCAAUUAGAAAGCUCAUACCGGAUAAACGAAAAUAAAACUAGAAUAUAAAUACAGAAUCACAAGACAACGGCCCUUCGGAUGAAGACGAACUUGAUCAAGUUAAUGGCAAAGUCGCAAAAGGGGAUCUUUUGAAAGUCAAUGGUGCAAUCGUGUUGUUCGAGUUUAGAACGCUUAAUCCUGGUUACGACGGGCAACCUUCUUGGCGUGACGCUUCUGGGUACCGAAGAUCUUCUUGUCACGGUUCUUCUUCUGCUUUCUCUGCUGUCUAGAGGACUUUUCAACCUUGUCAGCCAAACCGUAUCUAACCAAUCUGUAAGCUGGCUCGAACUUCUUGGCGUCAGCGACAGAGGAGUAGAUCAAACCGAACCCAGUAGACUUACCACCACCGUAUUGGGUUCUGAAACCAAAGACGGAGACAGCGUCCUUUUCAGCCUUGUAAAUUUCAGCCAACUUUUCUCUCAACUCAUCCUUAGAGACGUUAGCUCUGUUUGGGUGCAAGACAUCGAUAACGAAUUGUCUUCUGGCCAACAAUGGGUUGGAGAUAACCUUUCUGGUUCUGAUGGUAAUAGCGUCAGACUAGAGAGCAUGUUAAUAAGGGUACUUGAUAUACAGUUCCAUGUUACACAGAGUGCCCGGGAGGUUGGUGCAGAGGGGUUCGCUUUGGGCAGCGCUUGCCACACCAUGGUGUGGCCAUUCAAUGUGCGCUCCUGGGACUGAUGAUAAUGGUCAUUAACCUUUCCUUUCUCAAGCGAUAUUAGCCAGUCUCGAUGCAUAGUUCCUGAUAAAACGACUCUUCACCCUUGGAAUCCCGGUGAUAGCUCUGUGGAAAAUUGAAUAAACAUGGACGGUGAGCAUUUAUCCACACAUACCAUUUUCAGUGUUGUUAAUGUGAAGUAAUACUAAGGUUUGAAACUAUCAAAUGUUCUAUAUAUUUCACCUAC